AUGGAUGGUAGUUAAUAACACAAGUUUGGAGCAGUUUGGAGGGCAUUCGAUGCCUAGCUAAGAACAUUUUAUCUCAAUUAUAUUUAAAGAAUAAACUCUAGUUUCAUAAAUUGUAACUUCUCGACAAACGCGCUUGCGUUCGUCAGAAGAUUUCAUUUAGUCGGCGUAAGCAUUGGGCUUAAUAAUUAUGAUGGCGAUUUGACGAGCCAAGUCGAUAUUCUUGCCAAAUGUCUGAAAUUCGGUGAAUUUUUACUAUCUAAUUUGAAGCAUGGCUACUCCGACAAACGGCAAUGGAAAUCUGGUCGACGAAUUCGAAGAAGCAUUUCAGCAAUGUCUGAAUAUCUUGACAAAGGAUGAAAGCCUCGGGAAUAACAGCGUAGGCGCAGGUCUAGCUGUUGACAAAGACGAGGCACGAGGAGAAGUUGAACAAGUUACUUUGAGAUUCAUAGACCUCGCUCGGCAAAUGGAAGCAUUUUUCUUACAAAAACGUUUCUUGCUGUCCGCUUUGAAGCCUGAGUUGGUUGUCAAGGAAGACAUAAAUGACCUGAAAGUAGAACUUGUUAGGAAAGAUGAACUGAUCAAGAGGCAUUAUGAUAAAAUUGCCAUAUGGCAAAAUUUGCUAGCGGAUUUACAAGGCUGGGCCAAAUCGCCGGUACAAGGACCUGCGCCCAAUGGACUGGCAAAUGGCAGUGGAGUUCAGCCCCAACCACCUGGUAAUGGAAGUGGAGGGCCCGUAUUGCAACAGCAGCAGCAACAACAACAGCAACAGCAGCAGCAACAGCAGCAGCAACAGUUGUUACAGCAUCAACAACAACUCCAGCAACAACAGCAACUGCAACAGAUACAGCAGCAUCAACUGCAGCAGCAACAACUCCAUCAACAACAGGUGCAACAAGGUGCAGGUGCUCCGCCACCUCAGGGUCUACAAGGCGUCGGUGUAUCGGUGGCACAACAAGGGAUGUUCAUGUCACAAGGGGGUGGGGGAAGAGCAGGCUUUGGGGUAGGAGGUGGUGCUUUACAGGGUCCACUCGCAUUCCUUGAGAAGACUACAAGCAAUAUAGGAAUGCCGGAAGGACGAAGGUGACGCGGACGAGGGAGGGGGCGAGGCAGAGGUCGAGGAAGAGGCAGAGGUAGGGGACGUGGUUUGGCACAACCGUCCCUCCUCGAUCCUUCCGACCCUUCUUCGUAUGCUGCUGCUGCCGCAGCGCCCCUUCCCUCUCAACAACAGCAGCCUCCUCCUCCAUGUACUUAAAAUUCCUUUCCUUUCUGCCUUUGUUGUCUACAGUUGAUUUUACUUGGAGGAUUUAGUAAUUGUAACAAUUACCAACAAUAUUUUCCUGUUAUUACAUUUAGUUUCUUUUUCAUAACUAUAAAACUUUUUUGUCUCAAUAUCCAAAUUUUGUUACCUUGAUACUAAAUAAUAAGUACAAAACCUGUUUAGAAUCGUAUGUAAUUCUUUUUAAUAGACUUUUUUUUUUUUGUUUUGUAAUACGAAUCGUGAAUGUCAAAGUUUUCCAUGUCACAUUGGCAUAGAAAACUUUGACAUGCAAAUAAUAAUAGUAAGCAAUAA
Molecule: messenger RNA, 1570 nt
Organism: Diprion similis
Lineage: Eukaryota; Metazoa; Arthropoda; Insecta; Hymenoptera; Diprionidae
Gene: MED28
Product: mediator of RNA polymerase II transcription subunit 28
Exons: 4
Coding region: 269-1084 (271 amino acids)
Cellular component (GO): mediator complex
Source: RefSeq, a predicted model, not a curated record